UUUUGUUGAUUUUCUUUCUCUGGGUCUGUGAGUGGGGGGAUGUGCGCCGAGAGAAGGCGGAUCUCCGAUGCACCAAUCCGCGGCGUUCCUCUCGUCGUUUAAAGAGCUCUUUGUGUCAAUCACGCGUUUUUUUCAUCGCCAUAUUGGGUGCCGUAAAGCCUCGCCUUAUUAUUUCUCUUCCCCUUUUUUACUACGACGCGCAGUUGACAGGAGCGGCCAUCGCGAACGCUGCUUUUGUUUUGAUGAUCGUCGCGCGUCCGUGUUUUUCGCUCAUGCGGCGAGUUUGCCUUUACGCCCGUCGCUUUGGAUCGCGUUAACGCAGGAGGGAACGCUCUGUAACAGCUGUGGGGUUUUGUUUUCGACUUGAACGCCUUAAAAUGUCUAACGUUCGCUUGUCUAACGGCAGCCCGACGCUGGAGCGGAUGGAGGCGCGACCGUCAGACCAGCCGAAGCCGUCGGCGUGUCGGAACCUGUUCGGUCCGGUGGAUCAUGAAGAGCUAAAGAAGGACUUCCAGCGGCAGCUGAAGGCGAUGGAGGACGCGUCGUCUGACGCGUGGAACUUCGACUUCUCACACACGCCGCGCACCGACGGCAGAUACCAGUGGGAAGCGCUGGAUAUUCGCUCGGUGCCCGGUUUCUACAGCAGGUCCGUGCGGGGCAAGGGCUCCGAUCUUCACACUUGCUCCUCUGGGAAUAAUAACGACAAUAGCGUGGAUGUUAACGGCAAUCACGACUGUCGGGUAACGGAGCAGAGCGCGGAGACGCCCGAAAAAGACCGAGAGCAGAGGAAAAGAAGCUCCUGUCUCGACUCGUCGUGUCAAAGCAAACGCUCACACAUCUGCGUGGAUGAAGUGACCCGGACGCCCAGAAAGUCCAAAAAUCCCAGAAAACACCCCAGCUCGACUCCCACAUAAACCCCAUGAGGGCUGAAGUUGACGUUGUGGGUUUGAUGACCUCAGUGCUUGCUGAACGAAAGAUUUUUUUGGGGGGAAAAACGGACGAGCGAAUGGAGGAACGAGUGGAAAAUAAAACAUAUCAACUCUAAGAGUGUGUUCAAGCACUGAAACAAACACUAAAGUUCUGGCACUCAAGAAAAAAAAGCAACUGCCUCGUAAAGCAGUGUAUGUAGCAGUGUGCAAUUAGGUUGAAUUUCCUUUUUUGCUCAUUUUUGUUUUUCUUACUACCUGUGUAUAUAAAUAUAUAUUUGUUCCUUUUCAUAUGUAGCACAUAAUUAGUAUUAUGUUGGAAAAAUUCUAUUUUUAUUUUUUUUUUGCCUUUUUUUUUUUUUUUUUUUUUUUCUUUUUUUUUGAGGUGUGAGUUUGGUUUGACUUGAAGAGCCACCGUUGCCGUGUAGAUUAUUUCCGAAAUGCUGUUCAUGUUUAUUUCACGUUUUGAAGGCCUGUUUAUAUAUUGGCUGUGUAAAACAUUUUUUUUUUCUUCAGAUGAGGUACACAAAAUAGCAGUUCUCUGAAUGGAUCCGGUUGGAUCUGAACAUCUCAGCCUCUUUUGUUUUUGAAGGUGAUGUAAAAGUUGAAACUCUGAGGUCAAACCUUGUAGCAUCGACCAGUAUUACCAGUAUCAGGCACUUCCGUGGAGGAGAAACGUCUCUCACCCUCUUAAAUUAUUUCUCUUGAUCAUCUGUAAUUUGCGUGAAAUUUUCUACUGAUAAUAUUUUUUCGUUUCACUUUUGUUCGACUCAGUCACCCUUGAUUUAGCCUUAUUUUCUUGCGUAAGCGGGCGUUUCGCCCCACCAACUGUAUGCAUCUAAAACACUCGACAAAUAGAUUCUGUGGUGAAACCUGAUGCAUAACUGUAUUUAUAAAGUAAAUAUUAAUAUUUGAACAAUUUUCACUGCCUGUGUAUUUGUGUAAACUUUGAAAUGUACCUGUGUACAUAACUUUGUAAAAACACUGAGAAAUUAAAACUAACUUAUUUAUGUCAAGCUUUUUUUUCCUUUUUUUUUUUUUGGAAAUUAAAAAUGGGUUUUUGGUCAAGGUUUGAGUCAUUAUUUUUGUAAAUGCUUUUUUUUUUUUGGUGGUUCUUUUUUCUGAUUUUUUAAAAUAUUAUUUUAACAAUUUGUAAGAGGUUGCAAACUGAGCCUGAUUAAACUAUUUGAAAAGUG
This is a messenger RNA of Onychostoma macrolepis, 2122 nucleotides long. It is a transcript of the gene cdkn1bb, whose product is annotated as cyclin dependent kinase inhibitor 1Bb. NCBI's taxonomy places the organism in Eukaryota, Metazoa, Chordata, Actinopteri, Cypriniformes, Cyprinidae. Gene Ontology annotation, biological process: G1/S transition of mitotic cell cycle; negative regulation of cell population proliferation; regulation of cell cycle. The record is from RefSeq and is a predicted model, not a curated record. Gene Ontology annotation, cellular component: nucleus; cytoplasm. Gene Ontology annotation, molecular function: protein-folding chaperone binding; cyclin-dependent protein serine/threonine kinase inhibitor activity.